Microdochium trichocladiopsis is the source of this 2019-nucleotide messenger RNA. RefSeq lists its product as uncharacterized. The coding region runs from base 1 to 2019 and encodes 672 amino acids. NCBI's taxonomy places the organism in Eukaryota, Fungi, Ascomycota, Sordariomycetes, Xylariales, Microdochiaceae. The record is from RefSeq and is a predicted model, not a curated record. The transcript has a single exon.
AUGGCGCCCGCCACCGACCAGACCGUCUACGGGGGCAACCCAUUUCGCCGCAAGGCCGCCACCAGCCAGGGGCUCGCCUACGAUACCAGCAACAACCCCUCUUCGCCGUCUCCGUCCAACCCAUUUCCCGGCGUUGGCUUAGGCCUCGACACUCAGAUACCAAACGAUUAUCGAUCCGACGCCUUUGCUACUCUCGAUAGCACGCCACAAUCGGCCAUACCAAGACAACCAUUCACAACUUUCCGCCCGUCCAUACCCGAUAACGACUCGCUGGGGCCCGACGACGAUACCUUACAGAGCAGACCCAAGAAAAUCGUCAAGAAGGUCCGCGUACAGUCGCCCCCGCCCUCAUCGCCAGAGGAUGUCGUACCGGUGACCAAGUCCGAGUCCGACGAGUAUAGCUACGAUGACGAAGAUAAUGAGGAUGCGCAAAGCAAUGGUUCUGCCAAUGACGGCGACCGCGUGAACCCUUUCGGCGCUAAAGAUUCCAAGUCUGAAGUCGCAGAGCAGACGAAACCGGCUGUUCCGUCUAGCGGACCACCAGCGAACCCAUUUGCGAGGACGCUGCAAGACAUGGAGCCGACUGCGCAUGGAGACGAUGGGACCUCUGCUGCAGCGGGCCCGACAAAGGGGGCUAUGGACGUACAUUCCUUCAAGAGGUUGCUGCUGACAGGCCAGUCGAACUCACCACCUGCACCGAGGGGUGCAGAUGCAGCUGUGAACUCCCAAUCGAUCACCGGGACCGGUGGACUGCACGACGCGGCCAGUAGCACAGAUGCCAGUUCAGUCUCGCGCCAAUCGCUCUUCGAUCAGAUGCUGGACACGCCUCGAACCUCACACGAUAUAUCGGAGCCCGAGACCAUUGAAAGGACUGCUGCGUCCAUACCGACUUCGCGCUUUGCAGUGUCCUCACGCAGCGGUUCUGCUCGCCCAAAGCCGCCGCCCCCGAGCUCCAGACAUGGAAAGCUUAUCAAAGUAGAGCUUGGGGCAGAAAGCCGUUCCCCCGACGCACAAGAAUCUAGCAGGCCAGACGACCAGCAGCCAUCGCAACCACAAGCUGCCGAUUCUGACGUAAAUAAGCCCUUGCCUCCUCCCCCGGCUCGGAGCUCUGAAGACGAGGCAAGGGAGUCGCCAUUUGAUCGGGAGGCUGCAGGCAAAACCCCCGAGGCAUUCAACGAAGACCACAAAGUGCCCAUUUCACCAGCGGCAUCCAUCACAAGAUCUCGAUCUGAAUCCCAGGGCAGCACACAGUCGAAGAGAGCCGCCGUUCCACCCCAAGCCCCUCCUCCUAGGCGACACGCUCGAAGUGAGAGCAAGGUCGUGCCAUCACAAUCCAAGAACAACGACGAAGAUCCGCCUCGAUCGUCACUGGACUCUACACGGUCUCGAUCAGAGAGUAUUCGUGCCGGCAUUGGGUCUGGGAGCGCCUUCGCCCCCGCUCCACCUCCCCCACGACGUCCAAAUCAUGGACGAUCAAAUAGUACUUAUUCCAACGUCAGCCAGCCUAGUGCAAUUAGCCCUCAGGGAAUCUUUGCAGAGAGCCAGAAGUUCGGCAGCCCCUCGCCGGAGGACCGCGCAAACUUGGACGGGACCGGCAGCCCACUUCAGGCUGAAAUGAGCAGAGAGUCUACGCCGAGAAUUGCGGCUCCGCCCCCGCCUCCAGCUCGGAACUCUAGUGUCCGGCGACCACUGAGCAGUCAGAGAGUGUCGGAAGCGAGUAACGUGUCUGCUGGAGGUCGCAGGCCAGCAGGCAAUCGCGACAGUUUCAUAGCCCCUCCACCACCGCCUCCGCCACGGCAAAGAGGCAGCAGCCGUGGGAGCAUGGAGAGCCAUACACGACCGGCACUCAAGGAUCUCAACUCACAGUCUGGUGGUGAAGCACCGGUCAGUACCACACUAGCCGCGGCGAAUUCUCUCCCGACUGGUGUGGUGGAGAACCAGGGAGCUGAUAUUCUGGCCGACCUGGACGCGCUGCAACGCGAAGUGGACGCGUUGAUGAAGCAAGCAAAUGCCGGCUGA